CCGUGGGGAACAGUACUGGGCAGUAUCCCACACCUCAUCAUCUGAGGAGGAUUCGUACACAAAUACAGAAGAACUGUUUGGAUUCUAAGAGGACUCCGCUUCAACCAAGAUGAACUUUGCUGCCCAGUUAUUUUAUUCAAGCUACUUGAGUGAGAGACUAGAACGAUUGUUUUCACCAAAGCCUGCACUUCAAGGCAUCGAGGAGAAUGACCCCUUUUGGCACAGAGAGGAGCUGCGACUGGGCCCUGCACAACCAUAUGACCCUCACAAAGGAGCGCUGCUCAGUAAUGGCGCCGUGGGCCGCAGACCGACCCUCAUUGAACCAGAGAGGCUGAAAGACUUUGGUGAGGAAGAACUCCUCAACGGGGACGUGAAGGUCCGUGAGACCAAAGUGGUGGUCGAAGCACCUGUAAUCACGCUAAAGGAGCCACCAAAAACCAGACGAGUCAGCGAGUUCAGGAUCGUCCCCAGACCGGUCCCUCAGUACCUGCGCUUUGAGGACAUCAGCGCCGCCGCCUUUACUAUCCAAUCAAGCAUACAGAAGACGCCUUGCACAUACUCCCGGCUGUCCAAACAGUAUGGUAUGGAGAUUUAUCUGAAGAAGGAGCACCUGCACUACACGGGCUCAGUGAAGGAGAGAGGAGUGUUGUACAUGCUCUCCUCGCUAACACAGGAACAGCAGAGGAAGGGAGUGAUCGUUGCCACUGACUGUAAUUUCUCCAUGGCCGUGGCCCACCAUGCAGUGGAGCUGAAGAUCCCCGUGUUUGCCAUCAUGCCGUCAUGUUGUUCCUCGCCUCGUCUCAGGAUCUACAGAGACUAUGGCGCCAUGGUCAUCUCCUAUGGCAGUACCGGUCACGACUCUCAGAACCACGCUCGCCAUCUGGCCAAAGAAAAUGGAUACCUCUACCUAGAAGAAGAUGAAAGUGCGACCUACCUGGCGGGACUGGGCACAGUGGGCAUGGAGAUUUACGAACAAGUGUCCAAGCUUGAUGCGGUGGUGGUUCCUGCAGCUGGACAGUACGGUCUACUGGCCGGCACGGCGGCAGCCAUCAAGCAUCUCAACUCACACGUUCUAGUCAUAGGAAUAGAACCUGAAGGUUUCCCUUUGCUGCUGCAAUCUCUAAAGACAGAUGGCCCCAUCAAAGACGUUCAUUGCAACCCGAGUACCAAGCUGUACGGAGAUCUCAUGGGGUGCGCACUCGGUAUCAACACCUUCCAGCUGGCCAAGAAACUAGUAGAUAAAGUCAUCUCUGUCAGUGAGGAGGACUCUUUGGUGGCAAUGUUGAGGUUUCAAGAGUUUGAGCGUUCCACCGUGGACACCGAGGGGGCCAUGGGAUUGGCUGCCAUCUUGGCUGGACAACUGACAGAACUGAGAGGCAAAAGGGUGGCAGUUGUGGUGAGCAGUGCUAACAUGGAGCUGGACCUGGUGAGGCAGUGCGUGGACCGAGCCCUGGUGCUGGAAGAUCGUGUCAGCAAGUUCUCAGUGCAGCUGGGAGAAUGGCCGGGAGACAUGGCCAAGCUGCUGGAUGUCCUGUCCAGAGAGGACGUCAGGUUGCUGGAUGUCAGCCAUCGGAGGUAUAGUGACAGGUCGGAUCUCUUUAGGGCAAAGGUGGAAUGUGUGGUGGAAACGAGGGACAAGACACAAAGCACUCAGCUGCGGAAGACGCUGAGUGAGCGCUACCCGUCUCUGUGCUGGCUGGAGCGGUGAUCGGCAGAAAAUUCUGAAAACCAUUCGUCGUAACAAUGUUAAAUCCGGGGAUGAAACGACACAUCUAUGAAAAAUCUGGGAGGACAGAGAACUCAAAUCACAUCCUGACAAUGGAUGUUAUUCAUAUCUGUGUGUGUACAGAAAAGCAACGCAAUUAUAGAGCAAAUGAUAUUCAUAUAACAUCUCCUGUAUUAUUUAUUCCAAGCAUUGGAGUAGUUAGUGAGGUUGGGUCAAGCUCGUGUAGUUUGCUCUCUAUUAGGGAGCACGACUGAUGCAGUGCUGGUAUAAACUCCCCAACAGACACACAUGGAAGCAUUUCAUGCCCAAUAUUGGUUACGCUCGCACAAUCUACUGGAAUUCUAUGGAAGAGCCUUUUGAAAAUCCUGUCUUUGCAAAGUCAUUAUAAAAGAUGGAGUUUAUGAUGCAGCGCUUGGAUUUUGUUAGAUUGUGCAAAUGGAACCAGUGAGUUUUUUGUCUGUGUAUAUAUGUAGUAUAGAUAAAGUUUAUCAUGAAUAUGAGUUUAAUAUAUAUUAAGAUGCCUCAUUUUGGAAUUCUUAUUAUUUUUGAACUGCUGUAAAUAUGUUUCAGUAUUAUUUAUACUCCUGUCGUAGGUAGCAUAGUCACUCCAAGCAGAAACAUUCUCAAAAAUAUAUAAUAAAGGUAUA
Messenger RNA from Hippocampus comes (tiger tail seahorse), 2373 nucleotides. RefSeq names its product L-threonine ammonia-lyase. The coding region runs from base 110 to 1708 and encodes 532 amino acids. Gene Ontology annotation, molecular function: threonine deaminase activity; L-serine ammonia-lyase activity. The transcript has 11 exons. Gene Ontology annotation, biological process: L-threonine catabolic process; L-serine catabolic process. Lineage: Eukaryota; Metazoa; Chordata; Actinopteri; Syngnathiformes; Syngnathidae. The record is from RefSeq and is a predicted model, not a curated record.